Diplodia corticola is the source of this 2265-nucleotide messenger RNA. RefSeq lists its product as uncharacterized. The transcript has 4 exons. The record is from RefSeq and is a predicted model, not a curated record. Bases 1 to 2265 code for a protein of 754 amino acids. Lineage: Eukaryota; Fungi; Ascomycota; Dothideomycetes; Botryosphaeriales; Botryosphaeriaceae.
AUGGACAAGACGUCGAGAAUCCCUUUGAGUACGCUGGCGCCUGCCUACUCUCGUCUGUCCAGCAUUGGUACUAUGGAUGGCGACAAUCCCGCUUCCGACAUCCGAUCGAGUAAAAACCCAUGCGAGGACGAGUCACGCUCAGUUCUUCUACAGCCACAUGAUUCAGAUUCAUAUUCAGAUGAACCUCCGGAUGGCGACAAUCCUCGACAUGAUGGGUCUUCUCUUUGGCCAAAAGCUUGGCGCUUUGGAGCAACGCUCGCUUCCAUUACUGCUGCAUGCGUUCUCCUCGUGAACUUCGUUGUCGCCAUUUGGGCGUACUUCAAAGCCGGCAAGCAAGGCAAUGGCCAUGUCUACGAAGGCUCCUGUGAUGAUGUGGACACGGCCAGCAUCGGAAUUCAUCUUCUCAUCAACGUCCUCAGUACACUCCUCCUGGGUGGCAGCCAAUACCUCAUGCAAUGCCUGAGCGCACCAACCCGCACCGAAAUCGACCAGGCUCAUCGCCGAGGCGUAUGGCUGGACAUUGGUCAACCAAGUCUGCGGAACCUACGAUAUAUUCGGCGGUGGAAGCUGGCCAUGUGGAUAGCACUUGUUCUAUCGUCCUUGCCACUUCAUUUGUUUUACAACUCGGUCUUCUAUUCUUCCCUGGCGAACAAUGACUACGACGUCUACAUCGCCACUGAAAAAUACCUGCAGGGUGCUGCGUACAAUACUUCGGAAUUCCCCUCUCCUGGCUCUGAUAGGUAUUCGCACUACGACUGUUCUGAUGAUGGAUACAACAACACCUACUGUGGUUCCGCCGACUGGCACACUGAUCCAAGCAGUGUGCAGGAAGAGGCCCCUCAAUGGGAUCGUCUGGAGAAUAAAGAGUGCAUCCAGGCUUAUGCGCAGGAUUUUCUCGCCGAUCGACGCAACAUAGUCCUUGUCGUUGAAGAGGUCAACAAUCACACUUCUUCGCUGUAUGGUGUGGACCCUUACCGGCUUAUUGGAGAUGGCUACGAUACGAUCAAUCCCGAACCUUACUACUGGAUUUGCUCUCAUCAGUAUGGGUAUUGGAAAGAGGACUAUCCUCCCUGCAGCGACACGGUUGGUGACAUUGAGGCUGAUGCGUCGAACUGGCACUAUUAUGUGCGUCGCAUACGUUAUUGCCAAAGCGAGAGGGUAGAUCCCAAGUGUAGGUUGAAUUUCAAUCUUCCGAUCCUUGGCAUAGUGAUCAUUUUCAAUGCCGUCAAGCUCGUUUGUAUGGCAUAUGUCGCCUACCGAAUGCGCGACAAACCUAUCAUUACGCUGGGAGAUGCUAUCUCGUCUUUCAUCCGGAUGCCCGACGCCGCUACAAGAAGCAUAUGUCUGGCAACACGGACCCACUUCAAGCGUUGCCGGAAGGGUGAGGACUGGUCUCAGGCUAUCGAGACACCCAUGACAUACCGGCCUAAAAAAAUGCGCUGGAUGCAGACAGCCAGCGCCCAGCACUGGCUGAUCACCGUUUCUCUCUUCGUGUUCGCACUUGGUGCUGUCCUCGGCUUACUCGGAUACUCGGUGCCUCAUUUGAAAACAAGCAACGGAGUGACCGGCAUCUCCUCGUUCUGGAACCUUGGACUUGGCAAAACUCGGUCAGCGACAAUGAUCAUGGGGUGGUCGAUUCCAACAAGCGGAGAUUCCGCUUUGAUAUCUGCAAUCCUGGUGGCCAACUCACCUCAGCUCAUUCUCUCGGUGAUCUAUGUCUUCUUCAACAGUCUCUGCACACGGAUGCUCCUAGCCCGGGAGUGGUCUAGCUUUGCGCGGCAUCGGAAGGCAUUGCGCGUCUCAAAUCCGCGUGGCGAGCAGAGGAGCACAUACUUCUUGCAAGUGCCCUACCGCUUUGGCGCACCGCUGAUGCUUUACUCCAUGCUCCUCCACUGGCUUGUAUCACAGAGCAUAUUCCUUGCGAAAGUCGAUACUUGGAGCAGUGUCGGACUCCUCGUUCAGUCGGAGAGCGUCACGACGUGCGGUUUCUCGCCGAUGGGUAUGAUUCUAACGGCGAUCGUCGCUGCGUGUUUGGUUUUAACCGGGGUUGGCAUGGGUCUUCGGCAGCUGGACUCGGACAUGCCAUUUGCCGGCGGCUGCAGUGCGGCCAUCUCUGCGGCCUGUCACGCUCCAGAGAAAAUUUCCGAAAAGCUGCCGUUGCAAUGGGGAGUGUUGCCGACAGAUGAGACUUCUGGACUGGUUGGGCACUGUUCCUUCUCCAGCGACGACGUGGAUGCGCCUGUGCCGGAGACGCCAUAUGCUUGA